This is a messenger RNA of Eriocheir sinensis (Chinese mitten crab), 3674 nucleotides long. Its product is annotated as glucose dehydrogenase [FAD, quinone]-like. NCBI's taxonomy places the organism in Eukaryota, Metazoa, Arthropoda, Malacostraca, Decapoda, Varunidae. The transcript has 14 exons. The record is from RefSeq and is a predicted model, not a curated record. Gene Ontology annotation, molecular function: oxidoreductase activity, acting on CH-OH group of donors; flavin adenine dinucleotide binding. Bases 1102 to 3000 code for a protein of 632 amino acids.
AAUUGUAUACCUAUAGACAGACGUGCAUGCUUGGAAGUGUUGAAUCGUCUAUCUUGUGGUUCCGUGACUCUAGAUCUAGAAAGUGAAGGUACUAAGUGUUAACAUAGGAGUAUUGGAAAAGGGAUAGAAGGGCAGUGACUUGUGAUUUGUAUACCUUUAGCCACAGACAAGUGCUGAAUCGUCUAUCUUGUGUGUUUUCAUGUCUCGGUGUUAGCAUAUAGGAAAAGUGGUGUUAGCAUACAGUAUAGGAAAAGUGGUGUUAGCAUAUAGGAAAAGAGAUAGAAGGGCAGUGACUUGUGAUUUGUAUACCUAUAGCUACAGACAAGUGCAUGGUAGGAAGUGUUGAAUCGUCUAUCUUAAAGGAAAGGGGAUAAAAGGGCAGUGACUUGUGAUUUGUAUAUAGCCACAUACACGUGAAAGCUAGGAAGUGAAGGCAAGUGGCGCUGUAUAGUGUUGAAUCGUCUGUCGUGUUUCCGUGUGUCUAGAAAGUGAAGGGAAGUGUUAACGUAUAGGAAAAGGCAGUGACUUAUGAUUUGUAUACCUAUAGCCACAGACACGUGCAUGCUUUAGUGUGAAGGUAACGUGUAGAAAAAGGGGUACAAGGGCAGUGAUUUGUGGUGUAUACCCACGGUCUUGUAUCAAGAUAGGCUGAAACAUCUCAACUUCUUUUCACUAGAAAGACUAAGAGUGCGGGGAGAUCUGAUAUAAGUAUUCAAAUGGGUCAAGGGUUACAACAAAGGUGAUAUAAGUAAAGUACUGAGAAUUAGCCAGCAGGAUAGAACACGCAGUAAUGGAUGUAAGCAGGCAUUGGUUUAGUAAUUGGGUGGUGGGGGAAUGGAAGACUCACAUAGUGAGUGCAGGGACAAUAGCUUGUUUUAAGAGUAGACGUGAUAGCUACAUGUACGAAGAAGACAGGUGGUAGUGGGGGUGGAAUCUGGAGCUGCCCUUCGUAGCCCAUUCGGCCUCUUGCAGUCCCCCUAUGUUCUUGUAUACCUUUAGCCAAACGUGCAUGGUGCAGAGAAAGGAUGGUGCAAGGAUGUGUGCGUCCACGUCUAGCAGUGAGGUUAACGUACGCAGAAGGGAAGUGGGGGAUACACGUGAAUGCAUGUAAAGAUGGGUGUUAUCAACUUGACGGCCCCGUUCGUCUCCGUGCUGCUGACUCUGGCCGGUUCCUUCCUCUACUACGGGGCUCACGAGGGAUUGCCCCCCAUACCACAGCACCCCGUCCAGCAGGAUUACGACUUCAUAGUGGUUGGUGCGGGCUCGGCUGGCUCUGUGGUGGCGUCUCGGCUGGCCCAGGCUGGCUACUCCGUGCUGGUGCUGGAGGCUGGAGCUCCGCCGCCCGUCGCCGCCUCCGUCCCUGGGCUGGCGCCUCUCCUGCUGGGGGAGUCUUAUGAUUGGAACUACGCCACGGUGCCGCAGAGAAGUGGACUCGGCGGCUUCAAGAAAAAUUCGUACAAGCUCUCUGCCGGCAAGACCUUGGGCGGCACCUCCAGCAUCAACUGGCUCAUGUACGUGCGAGGCAACAGGCGGGACUUCGACCAGUGGGAGACCAUGGGGAACACCGGCUGGGGCUACGAGGAUGUGCUCAAGUACUUCCUCAAGGCCGAGAACUACCAAGGCACCCGACACUUGGAUUCAGAUUCAAACUAUGGCAAGGGCGGGCCGCUCACUCUCGAGGACCUCCCGUACCUGUCCCCGGUGUCCCAAGGCAUUCUGGAGGCUGGAAUCGAGCUGGGCUACAACGUCGGCAACCCCAACGGAAAGGAACAGAUUGGAUUCGCCGUGCCCGUUGUCACCACGGAGUCGGGGUAUCGCACCUCCACCGCCGACGCCUACCUCCAUCCCUCUUCCUUCUACUACGUCAAUAAACUUCACGUGCUUACUAAUGCCCACGUUGUUAAGGUGCUAUUCAACGACGAGAAGCGAGCCAUCGGUGUGGCUUACGAGCACAAGGGCAAGUUGACGACCGUGGCUGCCAGGUCUGAGGUGAUCUUGUCCGCUGGUGCGAUCGGCUCUCCCAAAAUUCUCAUGCUGUCUGGUGUCGGGCCCGCCUACCACCUAGCGUUCCACGGGAUUCCCAUCAUGCACGACCUCCCCGGCGUCGGUUCAAACUUCCACGACCAUGUGAGUGUGUCUGGCCUCACCUGGACCACUAGAAAGGGCACCUCGUACUCCCUCAAGUCCCUGACCAAGCCCAGCGUGCUCCUCGACUUCAAGAAAAAGAGACAAGGUCCUCUCACCACCGCCUUUGGAAUCGAGGUCUUCGCCUGGACCGAGUCAGAAGGGGACCAGCCACUGUGGCCUGACCUGCAGCACCUGUUCUCUACCUUCACCCUGGCUCUGGACUACGGCUGGAAGGCUGCUUUGGUCGCUGGUUAUAGGCCUGAGAUCUACGGACCUUACUUCGCUAACGUGAUGGGCAAGGAGGGAUACAGCGCCUACCCUGAACUCCUGAGGCCCAAGAGUCGCGGCACGGUGAGGCUCACAUCGACAGACUACAAACAGCCCCCGAGAGUGGACCCCAACUACCUAAGCCACCCCGACGACAUCUUGACCCUGCUUAAAGGCAUCAAGUUCGUGCUGCAAGUUGGCAACACUACCGUCAUGAGGGAGAACUUCGACGCCCUGUUCAACUCCAAGCCCCUACCAGGAUGCGACCAUCUCGAGCCAUUCUCUGACGACUACUGGAUCUGCUACAUCAGGCACAUGGCCACCACUGGUUACCACAUCGCCGGUUCCUGCAAGAUGGGACCCGAAACUGAUACCUUUGCUGUGGUGGAUCCCAGUCUCAAGGUGUACGGCGUGUCGGGGCUGCGGGUGGUGGACGCUUCCAUCAUGCCGGCGGUCACCUCAGGGAACACCAACGCCCCCACCAUCAUGAUCGGCGAGAAGGCGGCGGACAUGAUCACCGAGGAGUGGAACGGCAAAGUGCUCCUCUCACUCCAACAAUUCCUCAACGCUACGAUCCCGGCAUCCAUUGACGCGCUGGUGGAGUAAUUCUGACCAAACGAUGAUGACCUUGCCGCUAAUGGAUGACUGACUCGCGCACUCCUGAUGACGAAGUGAUGACCUUGCUACAAAUUGGUGACACUGACCUGCACAUCUGAUGACCUACCACCAAUCGAUGACUUGACUCGCGCACGCCUGAUGACCAAACGAUGACCUUGCCGCACAUUGAUGACCGACUCGCACGCCUGAUGAUGACUUGACUCGCGCACGCCUGAUGACCAAACUAUGACCUUGCCGCAAAUUGAUGACUGACUCGCACGCCUGAUGACCAAGUGAUGACGACCUUGCUAUAAACUAAUGAUGACCUCGGCCCGCCCACCUGAUGACUCUACUGGCGAAUGCUGACCUUACAAGAUUGAUGAUGACCUGGCCCGCCUAUCUGAUGACUACUGGAUACAUGUCAAGUGUCGCAGUAGUUUAUCAUUAGAGAUAUUUUAUUUAUUAGAGCUAAUAUAUUGUAAUAGAUAUGUUUCAUCAAGUUUUCUUUGGUAUUAAUAUUUCUGCUUUGUUUUAUAUAUAUAUCUUGGCUAUGCUCAUUCAUGCACCAGCAGUAGGUAUUCAUGAUUGGAUGUAUUUAGAAUCUGGAUAUCUAAAAUUAUAAAUAUAUGUGUAAAUAUUACUGCCAUGUUAACUUGUGAAUAAAUAAGAAAAUGUUUGUCAGC